Molecule: messenger RNA, 970 nt
Organism: Pogona vitticeps (central bearded dragon)
Lineage: Eukaryota; Metazoa; Chordata; Lepidosauria; Squamata; Agamidae
Source: RefSeq, a predicted model, not a curated record
CUGGCUCGUGUCUGGCUUGAAAAGCCAGUUCUGGCUCUCUGAUUUCCUCUCUGGGCCGUAGACGAAACCUCUUCCUUCCUCCAGCGACAGACCAGGCUGCCAGAGGCGGGGCAGGCAAGGAAAAAGAGGAAUAAUCCUGGUGCUGGGCCCGUUGAGGUUAUCCUCUGUAAAGGAUUCCAGCGCACAGAGGACGGAGGGCUCCGGCAGCACCGCCACCUGCUAGCCAUUGCCCGUCAUGCUGGCCUGCCUGCCGGGACCCGGCGAACUCUCCUUCCCGCUGCUCUCUUACCCGCAGAUGAACACUGGACUUCAGAAAUGGGACACUACACAGAAAAUGAGAAGCGCACAGCACCCUACUCCCGCCGAGUUGGACGCGUACGCUAAGAAGGUGGCCAACCAUCCUCUGACUAUCAAAAUUUUCCCCAACAGCGUCAAGGUCCCCCAGCGGAAACACAUUCGCCGCACGGUGAACGGGCUGGAUACGUCCGGGCAGCGGUACAGCCCUUACCCCUCCUCCUCCUCUUCCUCCUCCUCCUCCUCCUCCUCCCAGGCCACCCUGAAAGCCGGCCUCCUGGCUAUUGUCCGGCCAAGGACACCCAAGACGGACAUAGCUAAUGAAGUGGUUGCUCCGGGGGCCGGCGUGCACGGGGGGCGGAAGAUGGCGGACGCCGACGCCCCGCCCAACGUGACUGUCUCUACCUCAACCAUCCCCCUCUCCAUGGCCGCCACCCUCCAGCAGCACCCACCCCCGGACCUGAGCACCAUCGUCCACCAGAUCAACCAGUUCUGCCAGGCCCGGGCGGGCGUCAGCGCUACCUCAGUCUGCGAGGGACAGAUCGCCAACCCCAGCCCCAUCAGCCGCAACCUCCUGAUCAGCGCGAGCAGCCGGGUCUCGGCCCACCACGCCCCGGGACCCCACCCUUGGCUGGUGACGCACUCCGCCUGCCUCCAGCUCCUGACUCAGAGGUAA